GACUAUGAAGUGACAGUGAAUACAACAGAUCCUGAUUUCACGCCAUGUUUUCAAAAAACAGUUUUAACAUGGACACCAUGUGUAUUUCUAAUAUUCUCAGCUAUUGUACGAGUUAUAUCUUUAUAUGGUGUGAGAAAACAUAGUAUAACAUGGACAUGGCUUAGUAAAGUCAGAAUAUUCUUAGGAGCAUUAAUUGGAAUAAUGAAUUUAAUGGAAUUUCUGUACAGUUUACAAGAAUAUGCUGAUAAUAUUAUUCUUCCUGUAGUUUAUUUUCUUACACCAUUAGUUGUAUUUAUUACAAUGAUUAUUUAUUGUUUUAUGAUAAAUUUUGAGAGAAGAAAAGGAAUACGUAAUUGUGGUUUUAUGUUUGUAUUCUGGUUAUUAUAUACUAUUUGUGGUCUAGUGAUAUUCAGAUCUAAAAUACGCCAUGCUGUCUUACUGAAUGAAGUCCGAGAUGAAGUGAGAUUUUCUAUAUUUAUUGUUUGUUAUCCUAUUGUUGUUGUUCAGUUGAUACUAUCAAUAUUUGUUGAUAAACAGCCUAAAAAUCUACCAGAUCAACCACAGAUUUCAUGUCCUGAAAACAGUGCUUCAUUUAUAUCUAAAAUAACAUUUUGGUGGUUUACACAACUAGUUAUUGAAGGGUAUAAGAAAGCGUUAGAAAGAAAAGAUCUCUGGUCGUUAAACUAUGUAGAUACAUCAUCACAUAUAGUACAACGCUUUGAUAAAUAUUGGCAAUAUGAAAGUCAGUGUGUAUCAAAUGAAAAUAAUGAUAAAAUACAGUUUAAAGAUGGCCAGUCAUAUACAGAGAUAAAAAAUGGCCAGAGGACUUAUAAACCAAGACUACUAAUCUGUUUAAUUAAAACUUUUGGUGGGUUCUGUCUGAAAGCUGCCAUAUUUAAAUUUAUAUAUGAUGUCCUCCAAUUUGUUAGUCCACAGUUAUUGAAAUUAUUGAUCAACUUUACUAAAGACAAAGAUUCGUAUUUAUGGGUUGGAUUAUUUUAUGCUGGUUGUAUGUUUACUGUGGCUUUAAUUCAAUCAUUUAUAUUACAUCAGUAUUUUCAUGGUUGUUUUUUACUGGGUAUGAGAAUACGUACUGCCAUUGUAUCUGCAGUUUAUAGAAAAACCCUGGUUUUGUCAAAUACAUCUAGAAAGAAUUCAACUGUUGGUGAAAUAGUCAAUUUGAUGUCAGUUGAUGCUCAGAGGUUUAUGGACUUGAUGACCUAUUUCCAUACGAUAUGGUCUGGACCCUUACAGAUAGCAAUAGCUAUAUAUUUUCUAUGGCAGACGUUAGGACCCUCUAUAUUAGCUGGUCUAGGUGUUAUGAUAUUAUUGAUUCCUAUUAAUGCUGUCAUGGCCAAUAAAACUAAAGAAUUUCAGUUUGAACAAAUGUUGUUAAAAGACAAAAGAAUCAAAUUAAUGAAUGAGAUUUUAAAUGGGAUUAAGGUAUUAAAGUUAUAUGCCUGGGAACCAUCAUUUGAAGAACAAGUAUUGGGUAUCAGAAAAGAGGAGUUAUAUGUAUUAAAGAAAGCUGCCUAUUUAAAUGCUGCUUCCUCGUUUACUUGGACAUGUGCUCCAGUUAUGGUAUCAUUAACAACAUUUGCUGUAUAUACUCUAUCUAGUGAUGAGAACAUACUGGAUGCUGAGAAAGCUUUUGUUAGUUUAUCAUUAUUUAAUAUUUUACGUUUUCCAUUAUCAAUGUUACCUCAAGUUAUUACCAGUAUAGUUCAGGCUAGUGUAUCAUUAAAAAGAUUAGAUAAAUUUUUAGGUCAACCAGAGUUAGAUCCAGUAGCGGUUGAUAGACACAGUGAUAAGGGACAAACAAUAUCAAUAGAAAAUGGAACUUUUACCUGGGAAACAGAUCUCAAACCAACUUUAUCAGAAAUCGAUUUAGAAAUAAAAAAAGGAAGUCUGGUUGCUGUAGUUGGAGCAGUAGGAGCUGGGAAAUCUUCAUUUUUAUCAGCAUUAUUAGGAGAGAUGGAGAAAACAAGUGGUACAGUAGCAGUACAGGGAAGUGUAGCCUACGUACAGCAACAAGCGUGGAUACAGAAUGAAACUCUACAGAAUAAUAUAUUAUUUGGUAAAACAUUAGAUAAAACUGUGUAUGAUAAAGUAAUAUAUAGUUGUGCUCUACAACCUGAUAUAGAAAUGUUACCUGGUGGAGAUCAAACAGAGAUUGGUGAGAAGGGUAUUAAUUUAAGUGGUGGACAGAAACAGAGAGUCAGUGUAGCUAGAGCACUGUAUCAGAAUACUGAUAUAUAUUUAUUAGAUGAUCCACUCAGUGCUGUAGACUCACAUGUUGGUAAACAUAUCUUUGAUAAUGUUAUUGGUCCAAAUGGUCUUCUUAACAAUAAGACAAGGGUAUUAGUUACUCAUGGUAUUAGUUAUUUACCUAAAGUUGAUAAGAUAGUAGUAUUGGUAGACGGUAGAAUAUCAGAGGCAGGAUCAUUUCAAGAAUUACUAGAUCAUAAUGGUGCCUUCUCGUCAUUUCUUAAGAAUUAUUUAUUAGAAGAGGUUGGAGGAGACAGAGAAAACAUAUCAAGAAAUACGUUUUAUGUUUUGAUUUAUAGGAGUUAUGAAAAUUUAGCCUUAAAAACACAAUUAAGUGAGAGUCGGACAUCAUUAAAAGAAUCAGUAUUGAAAGAGGUAGAGAAACAGAGAGUUGAAGAAGUUAAAGAUGUAAAAGAAAUAAAAUCUGCUGUUAAAACUGAUGAUAAAUUGAUACAAGCUGAGAGUGUAGAAACUGGAAGAGUGAAAUUUACAGUAUUCUCAGCAUAUAUAAAAGCUGUUGGUCCAUUAUUGACUGUUUUUAUAAUAUUUUUCUUUAUAAUGACCAAUGCAGCUGCUAUAUAUUCUAAUAUCUGGCUCAGUGAAUGGAGUGAUGACUCAAUACUUCCUAAUUCUACUAGAUUUGAUUAUCAAAGAGACAUGAGAUUGGGUGUUUACGCAGCUUUAGGUGUCCUUCAAGGUUUAUUUGUGUUAAUAGCAGUUUUAUUGAAGGCAAUAGGAGCCAGAGAUGCUUCUAAGAUACUACACAAGAAUUUCUUACUAAACGUCAUGAGAUCACCAAUGAAAUUUUUUGAUACAACACCAUUAGGCCGUUUAGUUAAUAGGUUCGGCAAGGAUGUAGAUGUAAUAGAUAUAACAAUACCACAAACUAUCAGGAUGUGGCUACACUGUUUUCUCACAGUUGUUAGUACAUUUGUAGUGGUCUCAAUCAGUACACCUUAUUUCAUGACAGUCGCCAUACCAUUACUUAUAUUAUACUAUUUUAUUCAGAGAUUCUACAUAGCCACAUCUCGCCAGUUAAAGAGAUUAGAAUCUAUCAGUAGAUCUCCUAUUUAUUCUCAUUUUGGUGAAACAGUAACAGGAGCUGUGACAAUACGAGCAUUCGGACAACAGGAAAGAUUUAUAACAGAAUCUGAAAAUAAAGUGGAUGAAAAUCAGAUUUGUUAUUUUCCCAGUAUAACAUCUAAUAGAUGGUUAGCUAUCAGACUGGAAUUUAUUGGUAAUUUAAUCGUAUUUUUCGCCUCGUUGUUUGCUGUAUUAGGUAGAGAAAGUUUAAGUCCUGGUAUUGUUGGUUUAUCAAUAUCAUACGCUUUAAAUGUCACACAAACAUUAAACUUUCUAGUUCGAAUGACAUGUGAAUUAGAAACUAAUAUAGUCGCUGUUGAAAGAGUUAAAGAAUAUUCUGAAACUCCAACUGAGGCUGAUUGGAUAGUUGAAAAUAACAGACCAGAUAAAGAAUGGCCUAUUAAAGGUGAAGUUGAGUUUUCCAACUUUCAGUUAAGAUAUAGAGAAGGUUUAGAUUUAGUUUUAAAAGGAAUUGAUUGUAAAAUUAAAUCUGGUGAAAAGAUUGGUAUAGUAGGUAGAACAGGAGCUGGUAAAUCAUCAUUAACUCUAGCUUUAUUUCGUAUUAUUGAAUCAGCUGGUGGUAAAAUAACUAUAGAUAAUAUUAAUAUAGCUGAUAUAGGAUUACAUGAUUUACGAUCAAAACUAACCAUUAUACCUCAGGAUCCUGUAUUAUUUUCGGGAUCAUUACGAAUGAAUUUAGAUCCAUUUGAAGAGUUUGAUGAUGAUAAAAUAUGGCAAGCAUUAGAACAUGCUCAUCUGAAAUCAUUUGUUACUAGUUUACCUGCUCAGUUAAAUCAUGAAUGUAGUGAAGGUGGAGAGAAUCUCAGUGUUGGUCAAAGACAGCUGAUAUGUCUUUCUAGAGCUUUAUUAAGGAAAUCUAGAAUAUUAAUAUUAGAUGAAGCUACAGCUGCUAUAGAUCUAGAAACAGAUGAUUUAAUACAGGCUACUAUUAAAAUAGAGUUUGAAUCUUGUACUGUAUUAACUAUAGCUCAUAGAUUAAAUACUAUUCUAGAUUAUGACAGAAUCAUGGUAUUAGAUAGUGGAAGAAUUAAAGAAUUAGACGAUCCACAUAACUUGUUACGUGAUGAAAAUACUGUUUUCUAUGGUAUGGCUAAAGAUGCUGGUUUAGUUUGA
Lottia gigantea (owl limpet) is the source of this 4485-nucleotide messenger RNA. RefSeq lists its product as hypothetical. Gene Ontology annotation, molecular function: ATP binding; ABC-type transporter activity; ATP hydrolysis activity. Gene Ontology annotation, biological process: transmembrane transport. The record is from RefSeq and is a predicted model, not a curated record. The transcript is spliced from 29 exons. Gene Ontology annotation, cellular component: membrane. The annotation marks the transcript as partial. NCBI's taxonomy places the organism in Eukaryota, Metazoa, Mollusca, Gastropoda, Lottiidae.